Messenger RNA from Trichoplax adhaerens, 873 nucleotides. RefSeq lists its product as uncharacterized. Gene Ontology annotation, cellular component: membrane. The transcript has a single exon. Gene Ontology annotation, biological process: neuropeptide signaling pathway. Gene Ontology annotation, molecular function: neuropeptide receptor activity. The record is from RefSeq and is a predicted model, not a curated record. Lineage: Eukaryota; Metazoa; Placozoa; Uniplacotomia; Trichoplacea; Trichoplacidae. The annotation marks the transcript as partial.
CUAGCUUAUACUAUCAUUUUAAGUACACUUUACAGCAUAAUAUUUAUAAUGUCUGCCGUUGGCAAUUCUUUAGUUGUAGUUUGCUAUAUAUUGGAUAAAAGGCGACGUAUGAGAAUCCCGAUGAAUAUCCUAAUUGUAAACUUGGCAAUUUGUGAUUUAUGUGUUACACUAAUUACCAUGCCAGUUAAUUUUAGUCGUAAUAUAACCAAGAGAAAUUGGGUUUUUGGACGUAUAGCAUGCCACAUCUUUCAUGGCUUACCAAAUGCUUUUGUAGCUGCAUCGGGCUUUACAGCUAUGAUUAUCGCCAUUGAACGCUAUCGUUAUAUUUGUCAUCCACAUAAACGUAAGAUUACUGCCCGUACCACUUUUUGGAUUAUCGGUGUAAUAUGGAUUGCAGCUAUAUUAACUGCAUUACCAAUUAUUGCCAGCGUGAACUACUACGUAUUAAAUGGUGUCCAAGUAUGUGUGCAUGUCUUCCAUGCGAAUCGAUCCUUACGGGCUAUAUUGGAUCAAGUCUACAUCAUUUCGUUAACUGUGCUGAUUUUUAUUCUACCGCUAUGUACUACCAGUAUAUUAUAUUGGCGUGUUGGUGUCUUCUUAAAAGAUCGCCAGGGCCGCCAAGCAAGUCAAAAUCGUCAAACAUUCAAUCGAAUUAAUAAGAAAGUAUUUAAAAUGUUAGUUAUUAUUGUCGGUUUGAUGUUCAUCUGUUGGAUUCCUCUUUAUACAUGUUUCUUGUUAAUUACCUUUGCGCCAAGGAUAAUUUCACAAAAUAUUAAUACAUUUCGAAUUGUUUAUUCCUUUGCUCACGUUGUAAGUUACGUUAAUGGUGCUAUUAAUCCUAUUAUUUAUGCUCGAUCUCAUCAGUCAUUUCGU